CCGCCCCCCUCCCCCCCCGCCCGGCGCUGAGGUCAUUCCCGCGGGAGAAAGCGGCAUGGCGGCCUGCCGGCGGCUGAGCGCGGCGAGCGCGCGGGAGGUGCUGGGCCCGGCGCAGGGGCUGCUGUUCGAUUGCGACGGGGUGCUGUGGGCCGGCGAGCGGGCGGUGCCCGGCGCGCCCGAGCUGCUGGAGCGGCUGAGCCGCAGCGGGAAGGCCUCGUUCUUCGUCAGCAACAACAGCCGGCGCUCGGUCUCCGAGCUGGAGCGGCGCUUCAGCCGCCUGGGCUUCCGCGGCGUGCGGGCCGAGCAGGUCUUCAGCUCCGCGCUCUGCUCCGCGCUCUACCUGCGCCAGCGCCUGCUGGGCGGCGGGCCCGGCCGGGUCUUCGUGCUGGGCGGGGAGGGGCUGCGCGGGGAGCUGCGGGAGGCCGGGCUGCGCCUGGCCACUGAGGGCGGCCCGGCCGGCGGGAAGGACGAGCCGCCGGUGCGCGCCGUGCUGGUCGGCUACGAUGAUCAGUUCACCUUCGCUAAGCUGACUGAGGCCUGCGGCUACCUGCGCGACCCACAGUGCCUGCUGGUGGCCACCGACCCCGACCCCUGGCACCCGCUCAGCGACGGGCAGCGCACCCCGGGGACAGGGAGUCUCACAGCUGCAGUGGAAACAGCCUCGGGGCGCAAGGCAAUGGUGGUGGGGAAGCCGAACACAUAUAUGUUUGACUGCAUUGUAGAGCGCUUUCGUGUGGACCCUUCCCGCAUCCUCAUGGUGGGCGAUCGGCUGGAGACAGAUAUUCUGUUUGGCAAGAACUGUGGGCUUGCCACGGUCCUGACCCUGACUGGUGUGUCCUGCCUGGAAGAGGCACAGGCCUACAUGGCCAGCGAGAGCCCUGCUGCAAAGGACCUGGUGCCCAACUACUAUGUAGACAGCAUUGCAGACUUGAUACCAGGCCUGGAUGAGUAGAGGGUGGGGUGGAGUGGGGGGUUUCCCAAUCCUAGUCCCAGUCCAGAUCUCCACCCAUUCCCAUUCUUCUCUCCCUUCUUUCUCAAUUCCUGGCUCUACCCAGUCCAGUAUUUAUUCAUUUAUUUUGCGGAAGGGCAAGGUGCGAGUAGUUGUCUUUCUAUCUUUAUCCUGCCAAAAACAAAACUUGCCUGAUAGAACCCUUCCCGUUCAGUUAAACCUGCUACCACUGACUCUAGAGGAGAACUGGAAGCCUUGUGUUGAAAGCAGGGCAGGGGCAUAUACAAGCCAAACCAUUGUCUGUUUGCUCCCCCUCCCCCGUGGGGUGAGGGCAGGCUGUCUUAUUUUUCUUUUUUAUAUAACCAGUGGCGGCCUUUUACUGCUAUGUCCUCCAUUCUCUUUUCUGAGCUGCAGCUCUUGUGCUUCCCAUGGGGUCUGCUGUUUCCAAGCAGAAAUGGGCCAAUGAGCCCCUGCCAGGAGAGUAGUCACUGCUGUUGUCUUAUUCCCUCUCCUGCUUCUACCCCAUGCCAAUGCCAGGAUCCCCCCCACCCAGGCCCCAAAAGGGGUUGGGAGGGCAUCUGGAGCUUGCUUUGACUCUGAGAAUGAUGAACAGAGGAGGCGCGUAGAUCCCCUGCCCUGAAGGGAAGGAUUGUCUCUUGUCCUGAGUUAUCCAGUAUCCCUGAUGCUUCUGCUAUAACACUAACUUAGUUUGGUGUCUUGGAUGGGUGAGGGGAGAGAGACUGUCCUAGUGACUCUGCUGUAAUGACCCAGACCUGCUGUAACUCUUACAGUCCACCUCUGAUGGGAACAACCUCCAAACACCCUUUCCUGUGUGUGGAGGAAAGUGUAGGGAAAAGGCUCUUCCGGCCAGACCAGUGAAAUGUAUCAGUAACGAACUGUGUAGCUUUUGCCUGUGUCUGAUGGGUUGUGAUCCCACUACUAGAGUGGGAAAGGGAUGUGCCCCUACCUCGCUGCUGUUGUGUGGCUGUGUGCGGGAUAGCGUUGGUAUUGUCAGUGCUGUGAACGUGCCACAGCCCCAGAAAUCAUUCCUUGCUGCUUUGUCUUUUUACAAUUUUAUUUAUGAAUUAACUUAUUUAUGGAAGUGUUUGUAUAAAUUAUUGCUAAUUGGCUGUGCCGGGGGUGGGGACGGUGCUUUUGGGCCCCACUCGCUGCUUCUGUUCCAUAUUGUUGUGGUUCUUUGACACUCGCCAUUUUUCGGUAUAUAAUAAAGUGAGAGCGUGAGCUGGAA
This is a messenger RNA of Dermochelys coriacea (leatherback sea turtle), 2198 nucleotides long. It is a transcript of the gene PDXP, whose product is annotated as pyridoxal phosphatase. The record is from RefSeq and is a predicted model, not a curated record. Lineage: Eukaryota; Metazoa; Chordata; Testudines; Dermochelyidae. The coding region runs from base 56 to 952 and encodes 298 amino acids. The transcript is spliced from 2 exons. Gene Ontology annotation, molecular function: pyridoxal phosphatase activity. Gene Ontology annotation, cellular component: cytoplasm.